GAGGAGACGAGGUGUUUCUUUUUUUAAAAGGAUGUCAGUGGAGGAGAGGCUUCACCACGCUGAAUAGGCAAAAUAAACUGCUUUCGUGGGAAAAGAAACAUCGUAUUAUUUAAUUUAAUGAAUCAACAGACUAAUGCAAAUCAUCGUUAUUUGCCAUUAACAUUUGUGUUGGAUUGAUCUAUAUGCUAUUUUAUAUCAGAAGUUACGGCACUGUUAAUUUAUUUCUAUGGUAUGCGCAAAAAGUAAUUGACUUUUGCUUCAAUGACGUUAAGGCUGUAAUUAGUAUGAUAGGUAAGGCACACAUCCAAGUUGACCGUUACGCUUUCGCCAAUGGUAGAGCCGCGGAGGUUAAUAUCUCCCGAAAUUUAGACCAUCUCUGCUCAGACUCGAAACAACAGGAAGACAGAACCGGAAAUAGUAGAAGAACAAAGAAAAUGAAAGUGUCUGUAUCCACUAUAAAUGAUUUUUGCAAUUUCAAAAGAAAGUAUAUAAUGUGGCAGUAUUUAAUAAAGUAUCAUGUGAGAAAGGGGAAUAGAACUUGUAAAAAAUAAAUCACGGAUAUCUCUGGGAGAACAGAUGAGAAACAACUGAUUGAUCAAUAUCACGCAAGCAUUGCAAAAUGUAUGUAAUAGCAAGGAUACUAACAACCAUUGCUUUGUUUCACCUAGGAUUGUGCAUGGACUUACCUGCCCCUGUACAUCUGGUCCUGUCUUCACAAUACUUUGUCCACUUGUUGUCCUGGAAAAUGGGGCCAGGCUCUCCUGAUGGUGUCCACUAUACAGUCAGCGUGCAUGCACUCAAUGGUGGGGAGGUGGUGGUGAAGGAGUGUGAUAAGGUGGCAUUCCCUCUGCAAUGCAAUCUCACAGAAGCCUUUUCUGAUGUGGAGGACACCUAUUACGUCAGUGUGUCUGCUGCUCUGGGCAACCGCACCUCACCAUCUUCCUUCUGCGACCCAUUCAAACCCAUUUAUAACACCACCUUUGAGCCUCCGCUGCUGACAGUAACUGCAUGUAAUCAGUCGCUCUGUAUAAGUCUCAGAGCACCUGCUGAGAAACUCUACAGCAUCUACAAUUCAUUCAAUUUCUACUAUAGGUUGAUGGUCAGCAGUGAAGAUAGAGCAGAGAUUCAUGUGGAUACUGAAGGGUUAAAGAAUGUGACCCUAAAGGACCUGCCCCCUGGCCGAAGGUACUGUGUGAAUGUCAGUAUCAUUAAUCUCAGCCCUCCCAGUAGACCAGCAGUAUGUGCUUCCAUUCCCGAAAGAGCAAAUGUUUCAGAUGCCAUUAUCUCUGUUAUUCUGUGUCUGCUGAUGCUGCUGUUACUGAUGUGCACACCAAGAUUUGUCUCUCGCUGUUUCUGUCUAAAAAGAGAUCUUCCUCCAGUUCUGAGUUCAUUUGAGAGUAGGGAUAAAGUUCUUCUUGUCACUGCUGGUGAAUCCAUUAACAAGCUCUGUGAGGAGAGAAACUCCAUCGAAAAGUUGAAGACAAACAGAGAGGAAAAUGACAUGGAAGAAGAGGCAGAAGAGGUUUUGAAAUAUGAGAGACUAGAGGCAUACUAUCUGAACACUCGAGGUUCCCCGCUCUCUGUUUUUCCAGUGUCAUCUAGCUCUGGUUUGCUUAUGAAUCAAAUUCCAGAUACAAGCCUUGCGUCUUCCACAGAUGCUCACAGUGGUAGUCUGAUUGUGUUUGAAGGCAGCCAUAUCCAUACUGAACCAACAGCCUCUCCUAGGCUCCUUAAAGCAACAAGUGCACUUCAGAGUUUAAGUUCUGUUUUUCCCACACACGUGGAGAAUGAAGACGGAGAGAGCAGUACAGAUGUAAACCUGUUUUCUGUCAUGUUAGGAGGAGUUUCUGAUAAAGCUGAACCUGAUAAAACCUGCAUUACUGAAGAUGUGCAACAAUCCUGUCCUCAGCACCUGUUACAGACUUGUGCUACAUCUACCUGGAUUUCUGAUUCACAGUCCCAAAACUCUCAAAAGUCCAUUCAGAUGAACAUUUUAGAGGAAUAUGAUGAUGAUGAUUCAGGGUACUUAAGUCGAAAUUAGAUUCCUGAGAAAACGAACAUCCUUUUACAUCAAUUGAGACUGAGAGUAGAUCUGGGAAUCUAAAAGCACAUGCAAGCAUUCUGAAAUUCUGAUAAUAUAUAGAGAUGUAUACUCUAUUUUUAUUUCUUGAUUGAUUUUUUGCAUUUUAAGUGUUUUUAUUAUUAUUAUUAUCUUUCAAUAUGCAUUUCAGUCUGAUGGAAAUCAUGGCAUACCAACAUGUAUUACUCUUAUUUGUCUGGAAUACCCAUUAGCAUUGGGAUUGUAGUUCUUUCCCUCAUUAAAGCAUUAAGUAAACAGUCUUGUACCUUUGUCAUUUUUGUCUGAUUUUUAAAAACUUUGUACUGUUGUGUUUCACCUCAUAGCCGGUUGGCUUGGUUCAUGACUUGUAGAGCUUCAACAAAGGCUUUUAAAAAAAUCCCAAUGGGAUUUUAAAACGAAUGGAAAAAAUAUCAUUCAUUCAUUGACUGUUUAAGGAUAUCAUAGUGUUACGAAUUACAAAUUAAACCCCUACUCAAAGAGAAAAUACAUUUUUCCACUGAAACAAGGUCCAGGACGUAAGCAACCAAAAGUACAAUUACAACUAAACCAUUACUUUAAUCAAUGGUUGACAACAAAUGUCUCAGUUAGCGAUGCUUUCACAUACACACGUUGAACAGUGGAAACAACAAAGCCACCAGGAGAGCGGGGAGCCAACAAUUCCUUCCACCAGAUGACUUGAAUACUGCGGCAAUCCUUCCUGUCACCAACCAGCUCAGUCCUCCUAAUCAGCUUCACCUGUAAACAAUUAGAGCGAAAGAGGGAGAGACAGAGAAACACAGGAAAAGACCUACGCACGCACACACAUAAGCAAAUGAUAUACCAUUUCUCUAGAAACACGCGAAUCCAUUCGUAACAAUAGGAAUAAAUUAGGAGUGCUGUGAAUUGAAUCCCACUUGCCGCAAAAACUCUUGUGACCUUCUUAUAAAAUGGCUUUUUUUUUCAUUGUAGACUCUCGCUCUUUUCUCUUUCCCUGCAUACCGCCAAAACUGCAGUGUUAGCCUUUCCUGUUUUGCUUUUUUGGCUAAAGGUUGCAGACUUGCCUUCUAGUGGCUUUGAAUAGUUUCCAAGAGUGUGAUUAUAAAUCCAGUGAGGCUGUAAAAGUGCACUACUGAGUAGAUGAGAUUUCCUGUCCUGUGUUUAAUGGCCCCAAUGACCUCUGUAGUCUCAUUUAGCCACUUGUUAGCAACCGCUUUUUUCCAAGACAUUACUGCUCCUCCCAAAACAUACCAGUGUGUUAAGACCAUUUCUUGUAGACAGCGGUACUUAAGGAAAUCUUGCAAGAAGAUCAGGGUGCCUUCUGUAGCCGAAAUGAGCCCGUGGUAGGAAGUGUGUUCACACACUACAUACUAUGUAUUUUUCUAAAGUCAGAUAUGCAUCUUACUCUUAGAUUCAUCUUUAAGAUUUUGAUGUCUUGUAUUGAUUUGAUAUCUUUGAAUUGGCUAUGUAAUUUUGCAUUACAUAUUUAUCUGACUGAUAAUAAAUUGUUACAUUUGAAUUUA
This is a messenger RNA of Onychostoma macrolepis, 3579 nucleotides long. It is a transcript of the gene crfb2, whose product is annotated as cytokine receptor family member b2. NCBI's taxonomy places the organism in Eukaryota, Metazoa, Chordata, Actinopteri, Cypriniformes, Cyprinidae. The coding region runs from base 620 to 2041 and encodes 473 amino acids. The record is from RefSeq and is a predicted model, not a curated record. The transcript has 7 exons. Gene Ontology annotation, molecular function: protein binding.